UGGGAAUCACCUGUGGCCAUAAGGAGUCACCAUGAUCGAGCAUGAACGCCGGCGCAGAAGGCCAGCUGUCUCUUGCUCUCUCUGUAGGAGACGCAAAAUCCGAUGCAAUCGAGAAUCUCCAUGCAGCAACUGCAUUCGGUCCAGAAACGAGGCUUGUAUAUAUGAGACGCACACUUCUCUAUCUCCACAAAAAAGCAUUGGACAUGAGCAGAACACUGAGCUAGGCUUAGCCUCCGAUCCCCGAGAAUGCCGAGAGUCUCACUAUUCAGCACCUAUCGAUGGCACAUCUAAGACUAGCACAGCGUCAACAAUCCCAAGCUAUUCGUCAUCACCAUUAGUGACUAGUUUAGCAAAUGCAUCGAGUCUUCCCAGCCAGGCAUCUGCUCAGGAUGUCGAAUCUUUGAAAAGCAGGAUCAGACAACUUGAAAUGCAGCUUUCUCGAGUAACCCCAAAAUCCACACGGUCUCCUGCUCCAGCUUCCAUUGCCACCAUAGAGACAACAUCAACAGAAAUAGGCGGAACAUUUCAUAUCCAUCAUGAAAGCCGCUUGUUCGGCGAGUGUCAUACUGUCACCCGCUGUGUUACACACAAAACGCGCCUCUUUGGCCAAAGUCAUUGGGUAAACGGAGUUGCGCUAUUCCGAGAUAUUAUUGAGACGAUUGAUCCUCACGUACGAGAAGAAACAUCAAAGGUAGUUUCUGGCAUACAAAGAUGCAAAUCUUUGGCAAGAGUUAUCAAAUUUCAACGGGCGCCUCCCUGGCCCUCCCCACCAACAGCCGAUUUACCCCGAAAAGACGUGUCGGACGAACUAGUCGAUGGAUACCUUCGAACGAUUGAAACUGUCUAUCGAAUCCUGCAUGUUCCUUCUUUCCAGCGAGACUACGAAGCACUCUGGGUGUCGGAAACUAAGCCUGACUCCGCUUUUCUAGUUCAGCUUAAGCUGGUACUCGCCAUCGGAGCCAAUGUGUACGAUGAGAAAUUCUCCCUGCGUUCCUCGGCCAUACGAUGGGUGUAUGAGGCUCAAACGUGGCUUUCUGAGCCCCAAUUCAAGUCACGACUCGGCAUCCAAUCUCUGCAGACAAACCUCCUCCUUUUGCUUGCUCGAGAAAUAGUAGAUGUUGGCGGCGCCGACUUUGUCUGGGUGUCGGCUGGCGCACUGCUCAGAACGGCAAUGUCUAUGGGCCUGCAUAGAGAUCCCGCACACCUCCCAAGGAGGACGAAAUUCGCUGCCGAGAUGCGCCGAAGGCUAUGGAACACAACUCUAGAGAUAAUACUGCAAUCGAGUCUAACAUCGGGAGGACCUCCCUUCAUUUCCCUCGAGGACUUCGACACUGAACCUCCAAGUAAUUUUGAUGACGACCAGCUAGUGGCCGAUGAUGCGGUGUCGAAAGCCGAAGACAAUUUUACUCAAGUGUCGACAGCAAUAGCUCUCCGUAAGACGUUUCCAGCCCGCCUUGCAGUAGCAAAAUUCCUGAAUGAUCUCGGCUCCCAAGGUUCAUACGAGGAGACGCUUCGACUUGAUGCGGAGCUAAAAGCGUCAUACAGAGCUCUUUGCCAAACUCUUCAAGGGUACAAUUCACACACUCCCUCCCCAUCUCACUUCGAAAAGUGUGCAACAGAUUUCAUUAUGAAUCGCUACCUCUCUUGUCUUCACAUUCCUUUUCUUGCCCUGGGAUUACACGAGAGCGCAUAUGCAUUCUCCAGGAAAGUUGCCGUCGAAACCUCCCUCAAACUGUGGUGUGCAGCAUACCCAUCCUCGCCUAUCAUGGCUUCACAGUCCCGCCGCAAUCAUGGCUCGUCUGACCGACACGAUCUGGAACGACUCGCACUCUGUGGCUCUGGCUUCUUCCGCACCUCCGUCUUCCAGGCUACUUCGGUCAUAGCAGUUGAGCUUCGGACGCAAUUGCAUGAGGAAGAGAGUUUGGGUCCGAUACCAUUGCGACUGGAUCUCCUUUCGGUACUGGGGGAUGCGAAGACUUGGUGUCUGCGGAGUAUCGAGGCUGGAGAGACUAAUACUAAAGGCUAUUUGCUCAUCUGUUUGAUUACUGCACAAAUUGAAGGGCUUGUUCAAGGUCUUGAGAAGGAUGAGUUCCCGAAGAUGUUAGUUAAGGCCGCAGAAGAGGCUGAGGACAUGUGCUUACCAAUACUUGAAGACAUGGUGGCCCAGUGUCAAAAUAAGGGAACCUUGGAUGGGCUGAACCAAAUGUCGUUGAGUGUGCCACCCGAAGACUGGGAUUUUAUGAUGUCAGAUACUCUUCUUAAUUCCGGCAACGCGGAACCUAUGAACUGGAUGUUCAAUGAUGAAACGACGUACGAGCCGUCACUCUGGUGAG
This is a messenger RNA of Lindgomyces ingoldianus, 2333 nucleotides long. RefSeq lists its product as uncharacterized. The record is from RefSeq and is a predicted model, not a curated record. Gene Ontology annotation, biological process: regulation of transcription by RNA polymerase II; DNA-templated transcription. Gene Ontology annotation, cellular component: nucleus. The transcript is spliced from 4 exons. Gene Ontology annotation, molecular function: DNA-binding transcription activator activity, RNA polymerase II-specific; zinc ion binding; RNA polymerase II cis-regulatory region sequence-specific DNA binding. NCBI's taxonomy places the organism in Eukaryota, Fungi, Ascomycota, Dothideomycetes, Pleosporales, Lindgomycetaceae. Bases 32 to 2332 code for a protein of 766 amino acids.